Helobdella robusta is the source of this 423-nucleotide messenger RNA. RefSeq lists its product as hypothetical. Lineage: Eukaryota; Metazoa; Annelida; Clitellata; Rhynchobdellida; Glossiphoniidae. The record is from RefSeq and is a predicted model, not a curated record. The transcript is spliced from 5 exons. The annotation marks the transcript as partial.
AAGGUUCUUGUGUUAAUGAGGGGUUGUCCAGGGUCGGGGAAGAGUACCCUCGCCAAAGCCAUCCAAUUCAACGGGGUUGUACUGUCAACGGAUGAUUUUUUCAUGAGGGGUGGAGAUUUCAAAUUUGUAGCCAAUCAACUUCAAGAGGCUCACGAAUGGAACCAAUCAAAUGCCGAAAAGUACAUGCUAGAUUCAAGGUCACCUAUCAUUAUCGACAAUACGAAUACUCAAAUGUGGGAGAUGAUACCUUACGCAGCAAUGGCUGACAAAUAUGGCUACAUCAUCGAGGUCAUUGAACCUGAUGUACCUUGGAGGAAAAAUGCCGGUCAGCUGGUCAGGUCAAACAUGCAUGGAGUUAGGAUGGAGAAUAUAACUUCCAUGUUGGAUAGAUACGAGAACAAUAUCACCAGUCAAAAACUUCUC